AGGAGGAGGAAGAGGAGGAGGAGGAAGAGGAGGGUGGGGGGGGGCGGAGGAGGACAGGAGCAAGAGACAGAUUGAAGAGGAUAGAUUGAAAGAAAGCCCUGCUGUCACCAGCUUGUUCUUCAGUCUUUAGUGUCAGUCGGUACCUUCCACCAUCCCUUCCUCUGAGGCCUCCGCUUGUUCUCCGAGGCCUACGGGCCGCCCAGCAUGAAGCAGGCACCAUGGGCUUUCUGGAAAACUACCAGGAGAUCGACCCAGUCACUUUGAACCUUUGCAUCCUCAUUGCCAGCUACGUUAUCUUGCUCCUGGUCUUCCUGAUAUCGUGUAUCAUGUACGACUGCCGAGGCAAAGAUCCAACCAAGGAGUACGCCCCCGACCCGCAGCCGACCCAGUCUCCCAUCAGGCUGGUGGUGAUGCAGAGCUCUCCAGCACCAGCAGGACGGUGGGACACGGCCAACAUGAUCACAACCUACCACGAGCCAACGCACUCGGACUUUAGGGAGAAGAAAAGCACGAUGGUCUAAGCGAGACUAACCUU
This is a messenger RNA of Scomber scombrus (Atlantic mackerel), 535 nucleotides long. RefSeq names its product small integral membrane protein 36-like. Lineage: Eukaryota; Metazoa; Chordata; Actinopteri; Scombriformes; Scombridae. The coding region runs from base 219 to 521 and encodes 100 amino acids. The transcript is spliced from 2 exons. The record is from RefSeq and is a predicted model, not a curated record.